CCCAGGCUUAGGUCAGACCUGCCUAUGGGCAAUGUGACAUUUGAACUGGAGCUUGAAGGACAUGGGCACAGUCGGAAUGAGCAGUGUGGGCAGAGGGGAGAGAAUGAAUGGAGGCUGGGGCCGCCGGGUCGGGUGAAAGUACAGAGUCAGAGGUGUGAGGGAGAGGUGGGUGAAAGGCCAGAGGAACACAUAUGAAGGGAAGUGGACAGAGACACCGUGACCAGACACCCUUGUUUGGCAGGCUGUCUCAGUGGAACCCACAGCCUCUGUGUCUAUAAAAGGGAAUGGUUCUGUGACCCCUGGAGCUGAGUUGUGUUGGGGAAAGAACUUCAAGGACCAGAGAGGGCUCCUGGCCUCCUGGGUCUGCCCUUACAAGGCACCUUGCCUCUGGUAGAGCCAGGGCCCUGGGUAACCAACCCAUCCAGCCCCCUUCUUAGCCAAGAUGAAGUCACCCGCUUUUGAAGGAGACAACGUUCAGCUGGUGAAGGGCCGGAUGCGAGGCAGGGAGCCGGAGCAGCCCGAGGCAGGGGGGCCUCAGGGAGCGCUGGGCCCUCCAGCCGUGCUUAGAAGCAUCGCCACAGCAACCAGCGGCCAGACAGCAGUAGCCCGGGCAGACACUGCCUAGGCAGACGCAGGCGGACAGCUUCCUACCGUGGCAGAGUACUGGGGAUGACUACGGCAAAUCAGGCCACACUGCUGAACAGGGAGGUGGAGUGUCACUAGAGGGGAGGGUGUGGUCUCUGCCCCGCGCGCGCGCUGCGCUGAGCGCCAUGCCCACAGGAGAAGAGCCACUGGGGCAGGGAUUGCAGUGUGACACGGCCUUGCCCCAAAGCCAGUGCUGAGCACCCCCAGGUCAGCUGUCUCCCUUGAGUCUGCCUGUGACACCAGCCCACAUUGCAGCAUCCCUCACUGUGACCAUUCUGUUUGUGUUUGGCAAAAGGGGGAGAGGCAUCCAUCCUGUGUUCUGUAUUGUGGGGGGGGGCCUGCUGCUGCCGGACCAUGGGAUGUCGGCAAAGCUCAGAGGAAAAAGAGGCAGCGCGGCGGUCCCGGAGAAUUGACCGCCACCUGCGCUCGGAAAGCCAGCGGCAGCGCCGUGAAAUCAAACUUCUCCUGCUGGGCACCAGCAACUCGGGCAAGAGCACCAUCGUCAAGCAGAUGAAGAUCAUCCACAGCGGCGGUUUCAACCUGGACGCUUGCAAGGAGUACAAGCCCCUCAUCAUCUACAACGCCAUCGACUCACUGACCCGCAUCAUCCGGGCCCUUGCUGCCCUCAAGAUUGAUUUCCACAACCCUGACCGCGCCUAUGACGCUGUGCAGCUCUUUGCACUGACUGGCCCAGCAGAGAGCAAGGGCGAGAUCACACCCGAGCUGCUGGGCGUCAUGCGACGUUUGUGGGCCGACCCCGGGGCUCAGGCCUGCUUCGGCCGCUCGAGUGAGUACCACCUGGAGGACAAUGCAGCCUACUACCUGAAUGACCUGGAGCGCAUCGCUGCACCUGACUAUAUCCCCACGGUGGAGGACAUCCUACGCUCUCGGGACAUGACCACGGGCAUUGUGGAAAACAAGUUCACCUUCAAGGAGCUUACCUUCAAGAUGGUGGACGUGGGCGGGCAGAGGUCAGAGCGCAAAAAAUGGAUCCACUGCUUUGAAGGCGUCACAGCCAUCAUCUUCUGUGUGGAGCUCAGUGGCUAUGACCUGAAGCUCUAUGAGGAUAACCAGACGGUGUUUGUGGAAGGCGGAAGGCUCUGGCCACAGCUCUGGAUGCCUGAGUGUUCUGGACAUAGAGCCUGUAGCCUGACCGAUGGCCAUGAAGACAGAAGGCAGGGCUCUCUUCCCCUCCCCUCCAGCAUCCAGGUACCCUGGGAACUGUGCCAGAGCCGAAUGGCAGAAAGCCUGCGCCUCUUUGACUCCAUCUGCAACAACAACUGGUUUAUCAACACCUCGCUCAUCCUCUUCCUGAACAAGAAGGACCUCCUGGCAGAGAAGAUCCGACGCAUCCCACUCAGUGUCUGCUUCCCGGAGUACAAGGGUCAAAACACGUACGAGGAGGCUGCGGUCUAUAUCCAGCGUCAGUUCGAGGACCUUAACCGCAACAAGGAGACCAAGGAGAUCUACUCCCACUUCACCUGUGCCACCGACACCAGUAACAUCCAGUUUGUCUUUGACGCAGUGACGGAUGUCAUUAUACAGAACAAUCUCAAGUACAUUGGCCUUUGCUGAGGAGCCAGGCACGGCCUGCUUGCCUGUGGCGAAACCCGCGGGGUGUCGGACCCCAGCUCAUGCUAGAGAGGCCCAACCCCAGGGGCAGAAAACGGGGCUUGAAGAGUGUGUCCCCACCCCACCCCCAGCCUCUGCCUUCUUGGCCCUACGUCUCAGCAAACAUAAAUAUAUUUGGAUAGAUUGCUAGGUAGGUAGACACACAGACACGCGCGCGCACACACGCACAUCCGGAGAUGGCAGAGUUCGCCCAAGUGUCGAGGUUUCCUGAAGUCUUACGGAGCUGCUGUGGCGAGUUCAGUUCCGAGGCCGUCUUGCCCCCUUCACUCUGCCUUCCUGAGUCGGCCCCACUCUGCAUGGGGGUUCACAUUGGACUGCCCCUGGGCGGGGAGAGGCCACAGGACUGGGGCCAGGUCCAGCCAGCUGUGCCCAUUGCCUGGAAGAAGGCCAGCUCACCAACUGAGCUCCGGACUGGGGACUACCACUGACCAGGAGGGAGGCCCAGAGCAGGGACUGUUGUACCUCCCCACCUAACCACACCCGACUCGGCCACUCUGCACCACGUGUGUCCGGUACCUGGGACCUGCGGAAACAAGGGACUGUGCGAAUCGGACCUCUAAUCACUGGUGGCUCCUUUUAAACAGCUAAAACGUAUGCAGCGAAAAUUAACCCAGGAAAAUGAGUGGCAUCGUUUAUUUCAAACUAGGCCAGCUGGGUUUGCAGCUCUCCCUCUGCUGGUCUGAUGUUUUAUAAAUGGAAACCUGGUUUUUCUUCUCUGGCAUCUUUUCUUU
This is a messenger RNA of Onychomys torridus (southern grasshopper mouse), 3008 nucleotides long. RefSeq names its product G protein subunit alpha z (gene Gnaz). Gene Ontology annotation, cellular component: heterotrimeric G-protein complex. Gene Ontology annotation, molecular function: G protein-coupled receptor binding; GTP binding; G-protein beta/gamma-subunit complex binding. The coding region runs from base 1000 to 2220 and encodes 406 amino acids. The record is from RefSeq and is a predicted model, not a curated record. Gene Ontology annotation, biological process: adenylate cyclase-modulating G protein-coupled receptor signaling pathway. The transcript is spliced from 4 exons. NCBI's taxonomy places the organism in Eukaryota, Metazoa, Chordata, Mammalia, Rodentia, Cricetidae.